UAUUCGCUUGCGAAUCAAUCAUGGAAGCUGAAAUGGAAACCCCUCCGAAGAAUAAAGGACAUAGAAUGUUUGUAGUGAGACAAGGAACACUGGACAAUGUCAUCAAAUCCCGCGGAGAGGCGGUGGAAGCUAAGCAUCUUAUUAAAUCAAGAUUUUCGUUUGAAUCAACCCAUCUGCAGCAUAUGGAGAAACAUAAGAACAGUACUUUGAAGAUUGUUGAGAGUGCAUCCAGUUAUCCCGUGUUCAAGAAGUUCAAUGAGAAGUACAUGGCUGAAAUACAAAAUUCGAUCGUUCUACAGCAAUCCAUAGUGUCGAAAUUAGGCGAAGCUGAGGGACCCUAUGAAAUGAUGAAACAAUGGCUCGAUGCUCCUAACACAACAACUAAACCGGAAGAAUUGAAAAAGCAACUUGCUGCAUUUUAUGAGGAACAUGGCAACAAAAUCAAACAACUGAGGAAGGAAACAAAGGCACUGAGAAAGAUAAAGGACCAACUAGAAUCGUGCCAGGACAAACUGAGGUGUGUUCAAGCUGCUCUGAAAAGAGAUUUUGAGAGGAAAAUGGUUGUAUCAGCUGGGCAGAUGAAGGAACAGAAAAAUCUGAAGGGCAAGAUACAAGAGUUGUACAGUCGUCGAGAAAAAUCUGUGCAAUCUUGCAGAGGACUUUUGACAGAAGAAAAUGAGAUCCGGGAACGUAUGCAAAAGGGUAUGAUACAGAUUGCGGCUGAAAUACACAAAUUCGACACGGAAAGAGUGAAAGCUACCAACGACGCUAUGACUAAAUUUGCAUGGAUCCUAAACCAACAAGAGGUAUUCAGAAAAGACAAAAGAAAUGCUACUUUUGACUUGGUAGCUGAGGUGAACCCCAGAUUCAUUAUCCCACCAAAGGCAGUACCAAUCAGCAAGGAAAAUACCAAUUGCAUACUUUACAAAUUUCCAGACUAUGCUGAGAGGUUAAGAGAGAUGGGAUUUUCUGAGGAGACAACUUCAAGCCCUGAAACGACAACAUCUCCUGUCGUGAAACCUGAUGGUAGUUCUGAUGGGAACGCCAAAACUAAACCUUCCUCAUCUAAAGACGCAGAUGAUGGAUCAACGAAUCAAUCCACAUCCAAAGACACAGGAUAUAACUCGACUAAACCUUCUUCAUCUAAAGAGACGGAGAAUAGUUCAACAAAACCUACCGCCAAUCGCUCAGAUGAGAAAGGGCGUUUUACUGAGGAAACCCAGAGAUCCAAAAAGAAAGUCUCACCCCAACUUGUUGAGGAUGAGGAAAAACCAAAAAGAAAAGUUGGUAAACCACCAGGGAGUGAGGAUUCAGAGAAUGAAAAUGACAAACCUCCCCAUGUCCCCAAGCAAGUAUGGGUAGGAGGUGAUGACGACAAGGAAAAAGAGAAAAAUGAGCAGGUUGCUGUCAACAACGGCGAGCCAGAGAUUGAACCAGACGUACCUGGGAGGGACGAGAAUCAGCCAUGCUCCUAUGGCGCACCUUUGGAAGAACCCUUACGAAGGGUAGCUCUGGUGGAGUUCCUGGCUACAGACAACACAUUUCUCAGCUUUAAACAAGGACAAAAAUUGGUGCAGACCCACACACCUAACGAGGCAGGUCUGCUUUUUGGCUACACCCGAAAGCAUGCUUACAGUCAGAUCAAGCACGGGUACUUCAUUGCCAACAAGACGGGACUCAGGACAAUUAUUCGAAAGAAUAUCGUCAAGAACCUGUUUCGGAACAAAUAACUUUAAUAUGGAAGUGAAAAGUUCUAUUCUAGUUUAACAAAAAUUAGAAUAGAGUUAAGUUAAAAUGUCCAUGCAAUUUUUCUAUGCUUUAAGGAAUGCAUAUAGGCUGGCAUAAGAAAGGAGAAUGGGCUUGUUUCAAGCAUGUGCACCUGUUAAAGAAAAGUUUUUAAAUUGUCCAUGAGGAUUGGUGUUUAAGAAGGUAUCGAGAAAAACGAAAAAAAGUGAAUGCAGAGAGGUUAUUUAAUUUGAAAGAUGUAUAUCAUUACAUAUCCCUUUUUUUUAAAGAAACAGAACACAGAGAAUAUCAGAUUUUGGAUAUGUUAGGAAACAGU
Molecule: messenger RNA, 2062 nt
Organism: Mizuhopecten yessoensis (Yesso scallop)
Lineage: Eukaryota; Metazoa; Mollusca; Bivalvia; Pectinida; Pectinidae
Exons: 10
Coding region: 21-1730 (569 amino acids)
Source: RefSeq, a predicted model, not a curated record